This is a messenger RNA of Tribolium madens (black flour beetle), 2367 nucleotides long. RefSeq names its product tumor necrosis factor alpha-induced protein 8-like protein (gene sigmar). The transcript has 7 exons. Lineage: Eukaryota; Metazoa; Arthropoda; Insecta; Coleoptera; Tenebrionidae. Gene Ontology annotation, biological process: regulation of apoptotic process. The record is from RefSeq and is a predicted model, not a curated record. Gene Ontology annotation, cellular component: cytoplasm. The coding region runs from base 311 to 895 and encodes 194 amino acids.
CGCAGAGCAGAUGUGAGAGUAGUGAAUGGCAGUGAGUGUUGCGAUAGUAAACAAUAAUUUCUUUUGAAAUUUAUAAAUAAGCAAAAUUUUAUUGAUUUCUGUUGACAUCAGCAGGACGCACUAUUACAAUCCCACUAAUCGUCUAUUAAUUUUAUGCUCUGUAUACGUCUUUCACUGCCCUUUAAGUUGCCUCCGAAAUGACUACAAUGGUGGAACUCGAAAGUUGGCUCAUUUAUCAGUGCAUUGCGACAGAAUGCAGCAAUUGUUUGUGAUUUUUUGAGUUGGUCCCAAUUUUUAAACACUAGGUCUAAUGUUGGAAACACCAGUCAUGAGCGAGAGCGCAUUCAAGGCGCGUGACAUCGGCCUACGUGCCCAGAAAAAGAUUUUGUCUCGCAUGGCCGGUAAAAACGUGGCUCGUGCAUUCAUCGACGACACUACUGCAUCCCUAUUGGAUAACUUAUACCGUCUUGCCAAGCAAUACUCCCAUAACAAGAAAGAAGCGGAAAAGCUGAUAAAGAAUAUCAUCAAAGUGGUGAUUAAACUUGGGGUUCUUCACCGAAAUGGCCAGUUUUCAAGCGAGGAAUUGAAACAAGCGGAACGGUUCAAAAGCAAGUUUCGCAUGGCUGGAAUGGCUAUCAUAUCGUUCUACGAAGUGGACUUCAGCUAUGAUAGGAAUUAUCUAACUACGGCUCUUGCAGAGUCACACAAGUGCCUCCAGUUUAUCGUGUCCAAACAUCUUACCGAAAAGUCCUUAUCACGAAUCGAUAGCGUUUUCAGUUUCUUCUCGAACGAACAGUUCCUAGAUGAUAUUUUUCAAGUGAAUUCGGAAUAUAGAGAAACAUUGGGAAGAAUCGUCGCCGAUCUCAAUAAAGCUAUCGAAAAUGGCGAUCUUUAGUGAAACAGCGACGGUUUUUGUGAUUAUUUUGUUGUGAUUUUAAUUUAAUUGUUUUGUGUAUUGGACGUCAGUAGUUGUUGCAUGGGACUAGGUUUGUGUUAUUGUACCUAAGAAUCUAUUUUUAUCGUUGCCUUCUUUACAAUGUUUCGUUCGACGUUCAGUGUUGAUAAAUGUUACCCUUUCAAAGAAUUAUUUCAGUUUCUUGGGGAAAAGUAGAAGUGGUCCAAAUAAUUUUAUUUGUCUGAUAAGCAACAGAAAUUUGAAUCGGACAUCAUAAAUAUCUACAAAAAUAAUUAAACGCCACAUUUAUAAAUUCCUAAAUGAAAAAAAAAAACUAUUUUUAUAUAAACUAAAUUGUCAAACUUCUGUUGCUGUCUACAUAAAGAAAACGCUUAAAUCUUGGAAAAGACACAAAUAUGCUUAGCCACACUAUGUAGAUCGUAGUUUCUGGUCCACGUUUCAUGAUUUUUGUAAAGACAUUAAGGCACGUGUACAUAUUAAUUGACAUAUCUUUUAUUUACACGAUUUAACGAUAUUGUAGAUUAAGAUAUUUUUGCACCAAGAACUUUUUAAGGCCGGUCAAAUCACUAUUCACGAGCCUAAAACUGUUGUGCAUUUCUAAUAAAAAUAAAACAGUAAGUAAAGACAAUAAGUCAGUCAUCUUCUAUUCAUUUUCUACUAGUCAUAAGUCAUUUAUUUCCUAUUUAUUGAGUUAAGCCAAAUAUCGAAUUAAGUUUUUGUUGUUUUUAUGACAGGGCGAUUUUUGUAACUUUGUACCGAAUUGUUUCUUGCCUGGUUUUUGUGCAAACAUUGAAACUUGAAUGAAUUCAGUGAUAAAAACUCAUUUUUUGCAUGAAAAUAAUUCCAUUUAUUGUUACACUAUAAGGAAGUAGAUCUCAGAUAUUCGGCAAUGUAUGUUUUCAAUGUUUUAAGUAUUUAGUUGUUCGUUAUAUAAAAUAAUAAACAACAUCUAAUACGAAUCUUUUUUUUCUUGAUGGUUCCCCUGUCGCGAUUAAUGACCAGUGUCACCACGUUAACAAAAAAAAAAUCCCUUGCCGUACUCAAAUUUUUGACGCUUCUGUGCUGAAUUAUUGAAUUUUGUCACUGUUUCAGUUGCAAUAAUUUCUAUUAUUUACUUUUAGUGUAAAAAUGUCGACUCAGGACAAUAAAAAGCCUGACGUAAUUCGCAAAAUUAACGAAAAUAUCAUGAAGUUUAAAUACCGUCAUGAUAUUUCAACUGACGCCAAAGUGCACGUCGGUUUAAACCCCUGGUUUUUGCAAAUGAGACAAGAAGUCCACAAUUUGCACGAAAUUCACUUAACGGCAAGGAAAGCAAAAAUGCGUGAACUCUUCAUUCAGGACUUUUUACGGGAAAGACAAGAGCUUCAGGAGGUCGAUUUUGACUACACCAACACUCAACCAUAAAAGUUGUAAAAACAAAAUUUAUUACAAAUAAAUAUACAUGAACAAGA